Messenger RNA from Micromonas pusilla CCMP1545, 1375 nucleotides. RefSeq lists its product as uncharacterized. Bases 1 to 1263 code for a protein of 420 amino acids. NCBI's taxonomy places the organism in Eukaryota, Viridiplantae, Chlorophyta, Mamiellophyceae, Mamiellales, Mamiellaceae. Gene Ontology annotation, biological process: poly(A)+ mRNA export from nucleus. The transcript is spliced from 3 exons. Gene Ontology annotation, molecular function: phospholipid binding; translation initiation factor binding; inositol hexakisphosphate binding. Gene Ontology annotation, cellular component: nuclear pore; nuclear pore cytoplasmic filaments; cytoplasm. The record is from RefSeq and is a predicted model, not a curated record.
AUGGACGCGCGGUGGCGCCAGAGGGACGCCGCGGUGCGGGUGGUCCUCGCCGCGGACGCCGCGGAGGCGGAGCGGCAGCGCGCGGCCGCGGAGGCGGAGGAGAAGGCGCGGAAAGCCGCGGAGGAGGCGAAGCGGCGCGCGGAGGAGGAGGAGAAAAAGAAAGCGGAAGCCGCGGCCAAGGCCAAGUCGGACGCGGAGAAGGCGGCCGCGGCGACCGCCGCGGAAGAGAAGCGACGGAUGGAGGAAGAAAAGAAAGCGGCGGAGGCUGCGGCGACGGCGCCCGGCGCGCCGCCGCGCCCCGGCGUCGUCCCGCGCGUGCAAACCUCCGCGGAGGCGUCGGCGCGCGAGGGCGAAUUCGCGGCGGAGCUCGCGCGAGCCAGGACGUCCGUCGCGGAGUACAGCACGAGCGCGUCGACGAAGCGCGAGCGACGCGCGCUGAACGCGCAGAUCACCGUGCACGUGCAGCAGAUCGCGGCGACGAAGACGCAGAUCGAGAAGAAGGCGAUCGACGUCGCGACAAUGCUGUCGAACGUCCGACAGGAGCCGCAGCGCACGUUCGCGCUCGUGUCGCUCGCGAAGCGAAUCUUAACGCAGUGCGACUCUCAGGUGUCCAAGCUGAACCGGUUCGCGUUCGCGCUCGCGGAGGUGGCGGUUCGCAUCGCGGUCUUCGAACCGCGGUUCAACGUGAUCCUCCUCGCGCUGCUUCACGAGUCGUGCGUCCUCGCGGUGCCGAAGUAUUACCCCUUCGUCGUCGGGCGAUACGCGUCGGACGACGAAUACUUUCGACUCAUGGGCUACGUCGACGCGGAGGACCAAGGCGAGCGGAGAGAGGGCGACCCGCCGAAGCUGGAGACGACGGACGCGUUCGGACAGAGACUGCGCGGGUUCAUGCUGUUCUACGCGGCGUACACGCAGGUGGAGCACGCGACGCAUCCGCACGGGAUGGAAGCCGCGUGGUCGUGGAUCUCGCGGCUGCUGAACCGGAUCCCGCCGAACCGGCACUCAGCGACGGCGUUGGAGAGUUUCCUGAAGCACGCCGGGUAUCGCAUGUACGCGACGUACGGCUCGCAGUUUGGCAAGAUCUUGGACGUCGUCGACCAGAGUUUCCUGCCGGAGUUGGAGGCGAAGAGCGGGGACGACCCGGACGUCCGGCCCGUGGCGUCGAGGACGCGGACGUACCUCAACGAGCGGACGUUUUUGAAGCCGCCGGAGGGGAGGGAGAUGCCGAACACGGACACGUCGCAGAACACGAUCCCGCGAUGAACGAGACGAACGCGCGCACUGAACCGCGCCACUAUCAUACAGUACUGCGGGGGCAUGCCUUACCUACGAGACUAGCUAGCUAUCUUAUACUAGAAUGAAUGCCUAUCUACCU